CCGCUGCCGCCAUGGCCGCCUCCUUGGCCGACGUGGGCUGGAAAAUGCUGGAGCUGCGGGCCCGCGCCAAGCGCUCAGCCUGAGACGUUUGUGGUUAGCUGCAGCAGCUUGAAAUGGCCAGUUUGGAUGCUGACACGGCCGCCUCUGCUCGUGCUUUCUCGUGGUCUGGCUCCGUGUAUGAACCCGUGAAAAGCAUUAACCUUCCAAGGCCAGAUGGAGAGAGUGUGUGGGAUAAGUUGGAUCAUUACUACAGAAUAGUCAAAUCGACAGUGUUGCUGUACCAAAGCCCAACCACUGGUCUCUUUCCCACAAAAACUUUUGGUGACAACCAGAGGGCAAAAGUACAUGACAGUCUGUACUGCGCUGCGUGUGCCUGGGCUUUGGCGCUUGCAUAUCGGCGCAUCGAUGAUGACAAAGGAAGGACCCAUGAGCUGGAGCAUUCUGCUAUAAAAUGCAUGCGAGGGAUUCUCUACUGCUACAUGCGCCAGGCUGAUAAGGUACAACAAUAUAAGCAAGACCCUAAGCCCUCCAAAUGCCUCCAUUCAGUUUUUGGUGCCCACACUGGGGAUGAGGUUUUUUCUCACGAGGAAUACGGACAUCUUCAGAUAAAUGCAGUGUCGCUGUUCCUCCUCUACCUGGUUGAAAUGAUAUCAUCUGGCCUGCAGAUUAUCUACAACACAGAUGAGGUAUCCUUCAUUCAAAACCUCGUGUUUUGCGUGGAAAGAGCAUAUCGUGUCCCAGAUUUUGGUGUGUGGGAAAGAGGAAGCAAAUAUAACAACGGGAGCACUGAACUGCAUUCAAGUUCUGUCGGGUUAGCAAAAGCCGCCUUAGAAGCAAUUAAUGGAUUCAACCUCUUUGGCAAUCAGGGCUGCUCCUGGUCUGUCAUAUUUGUAGAUCUUGAUGCCCACAAUCGGAACAGGCAAACUCUUUGUUCCUUGCUUCCUCGAGAAUCACGAUCUCACAACACCGAUGCUGCUCUCCUGCCCUGUAUUAGCUAUCCUGCGUUUGCCCUGGAUGACGACGCUUUGUACAGCCAAACGAUUGAUAAGGUGGUUAGAAAGCUAAAAGGGAAAUACGGAUUUAAGCGGUUUUUGAGAGAUGGCUAUAGAACCGCACUGGAGGACAAAAAUCGUCAUUACUACAAACCUGCAGAAAUUAAGCUCUUUGAUGGGAUUGAAUGUGAAUUUCCUCUCUUUUUUAUUUUCAUGAUGAUCGAUGGAGUUUUCCGGGGCGACACGGAGCAAGUCAAAGAGUAUGAGAAGCUUCUGGAUCCUUUGUUGCAGCAAUCCCCAGAAGGCUGUCCUGUCGUGCCUAAGUAUUUCUAUGUGCCAGCUGACUUUGUUGAACUGGAAAAGAAAAAUCCCGGCAGUCAGAAACGAUUUCCUAGCAACCACGGGCGGGAUGGAAAGCUCUUUCUGUGGGGACAAGCUCUUUACAUCAUUGCAAAGCUCCUCGUUGACGGUUUAGUAAGCGCAAAAGAUAUCGACCCGGUGAAGCGUUACAUACCUCCCCAAGAUCAACGCAACGUUAGCAUGAGAUACUCAAAUCAGGGUCCUCUAGAAAAUGACUUGGUGAUCCAUGUCGCAUUGAUUGCUGAAAGCCAACGCCUACAGGUUUUCUUGAACACGUAUGGAAUCCAAACGCAGACGCCCCAGCAGGUCGAACCCAUCCAGAUAUGGGCACAGCAGGAGCUCGUAAAGGCUUACUUCCACCUGGGGAUCAAUGAAAAACUGGGCCUCUCGGGAAGACCUGACCGGCCAAUUGGCUGCCUGGGAUCCUCAAAGAUUUAUCGGAUCUUGGGCAAGACUGUUGUUUGCUACCCGAUAAUCUUUGACUUGAGUGAUUUCUACAUGUCCCAAGAUGUUAUGAUGCUGAUUGAUGACAUUAAGAAUGCUUUGCAGUUCAUUAAGCAGUACUGGAAAAUGCACGGCCGUCCCUUAUUCCUCGUGCUUAUCCGGGAGGACAAUAUAAGGGGAAGCAGAUUCAAUCCCAUACUAGACAUGCUGGCUGCUUUUAAGAAAGGAGUUGUUGGAGGAGUGAAGGUUCAUGUUGAUAGGCUGCAGACAUUAAUUUCUGGAGCAGUGGUUGAACAACUGGACUUCCUAAGAAUCAGUGAAACAGAUGAGCCUCCCGAUUUCAAGAGCUUUGAAGAGCUCGACCUUCCGAAGCAUUCAAAAGUCAAGAGACAAACCAGCACACCGAAUGUUACUGAGUUGGAACAGCAGCCAGAUAUUAAUGCGAAUGAUUGGAAAAACAGACCAACUUACGAGAUUCUUCAGAAACUUAAUGACUGCAGCUGCUUAGCAAGCCAAGCCAUUCUGCUGAACAUUUUGCUCAAAAGGGAAGGCCCGAAUUUCAUCACCAAGGAAGGUACGGUCUCCGAUCAUAUUGAAAGAAUCUAUCGAAAAGCUGGCAGCAAAAAGCUCUGGUCUCUUGUACGCUUCGCAGCAAGCCUUUUAUGUAAACUAGUGGACAGCCUUGCACCAUCUAUUACUAAUGUUUUAGUUCAGGGCAAACAGGUGACUCUUGGGGCGUUUGCCCAGGAAGAAGAAAUUAUAUCGAAUCCCUUGUCUCCAGGCGCAAUUAAGAACAUCAUCUACAACAAGUGCAAUUUGCAGGAUGAAAGAGAAGCUGUUCUUCAGCAAGAACUUGUCAUUCACAUUGGCUGGAUCAUCUCCAACUCCCCUGAAUUAUUUAAUGGCAUGCUGAAGAUACGAGUGGGAUGGAUUGUGCACGCCAUGAAGUACGAGCUGAAAAUCCGAGCAGGGGAGAUGGCUCCCAUGGAUGUCUACCAAAUGUCACCCAGUGAAGUGAAACAGCUGCUCCUGGACAUUCUUCAGCCACAGCAGCAAGGGAGAUGCUGGCUGAACAGACGUCAGAUCGAUGGCUCUCUGAACAGGACUCCCAGCGGGUUCUAUGACAGGGUGUGGCAAAUUUUGGAGAGGACCCCUAACGGUUUAAUAGUUGCUGGAAAAUUUUUGCCACAGCAACCGACCUUGUCUGAUAUGACGAUGUAUGAAAUGAACUUUUCCCUUCUGGUUGAGGACAUGUUGCAAAAUAUCGAUCAACCUGAAUACAGGCAAACAAUUGUAGAGUUGUUGAUGGUUGUCUCUGUGAUUCUGGAAAGAAACCCAGAAUUAGAGUUUCAAGAUAAAGUGGACUUGGACAAACUGAUGAAAGAAGCAUUUCUUGAUUUCCAGAAGGACCAGACCAGACUCAAGGGAACUGAGAAGCAGGAUGACAUGACGUCCUUUUACAACACUCCUCCGCUGGGGAAAAGAGGAACCUGCAGCUACCUGACAAAGGCAGUGAUGAACUUAUUGCUGGAAGGGGAAGUGAGACCCUCUGCGGAGGACCCUUGUUCCAUUAGUUAGAGCUGGUGGCGCCCAGUGGAUGAGACACGGCUUGUCCAGGGCCCUGUUGUUUCUUGGCAUGUGCUACUUAAUCGCUGCUCAUAAAGGGGAGACCUAAACCGGUCACUGCAAUGAGUGCAAAUACUUUAGAACAGCAAAGAUCACAGCUGAUGCUGUGGCAGCCGAAAAGCCCGAUUAAUCAAGAAGCAGUGCUCUCCCCCACCCCAGGUUUCCAAUAGCAACCUGCACGUUCCACUCAAACGUUGCAGUUGUACGUUGUCAGAGCAAAUGCAUGAAACGCACUGUAGCACAUACUGAUUGGUUGUGUUAGAAGAAUCAACUGGAUUUGUGAUUUAGUUGAGCCUUGCUUACAAAUGAUCACAAUGACGAAAAUUUAUUAAUUUUACAUUGAACCGAAUGCACGUUGCAGGACUUUUCAGUUCUCACGCUCCAGCCCCGCCCCCAUAAUUUGUGUUGUAAUUCAUUACUGAAUGGCUACGUUAUCAAUACCUAUUGAAAUAUGGACAUAAAUUUUUAAAAAAUCAGUGAUCAUAUGUUUAAUUUUGCAUUAUUUAUUGUUCUGCAGAAGUUCCUGUGACUUUGGACUUGAGUGUUCCAGCAAAACUUAUGAAGUGUUUUAAAAAAAAAACCUACUCUAUUAAAAGUAUAUAACUUUG
This is a messenger RNA of Eublepharis macularius, 4030 nucleotides long. RefSeq names its product phosphorylase kinase regulatory subunit beta (gene PHKB). The coding region runs from base 114 to 3374 and encodes 1086 amino acids. Gene Ontology annotation, biological process: glycogen metabolic process. NCBI's taxonomy places the organism in Eukaryota, Metazoa, Chordata, Lepidosauria, Squamata, Eublepharidae. Gene Ontology annotation, molecular function: calmodulin binding. The transcript is spliced from 32 exons. The record is from RefSeq and is a predicted model, not a curated record. Gene Ontology annotation, cellular component: phosphorylase kinase complex.